CCAGUUUUUCUUCGUCACUGAUCGUAGAUAAAAUGAAGUACGUUCUACUUUUCUCUGUAGUCCUUGCGACAAUUGCUCUGAGUUAUGGGGGCGUAAAACCGCAUCCCCUUUCCGACGAAUUCAUAGCAUCGAUCAACAGCAAGAAAACAACAUGGAAAGCCGGAAGAAAUUUCGACAUCAGCACCCCACUGUCCGACAUUAAAAAACUUCUGGGGGUCCUCCCAAAAAAACCAGACGCUGCUCGCAAAGUGUCUUACAGGGUUCAUUCCGUGAUUAGCGACGACAUUCCAGAAUCCUUCGACGCCAGAGAGGCAUGGCCUGAAUGUGCAUCUAUAAUCGGGGAUAUUAGGGACCAAGCGACCUGCGGUUCCUGUUGGGCAUUCGGGGCGGUUGAAGCCAUCAGCGACCGAAUUUGCAUCCAGUCCAACGGCACCGUUAAAGUUAGCAUUUCAGCUGAAGAUUUGAACGACUGUUGUAUCGAAUGCGGAGACGGAUGUAACGGGGGAUGGCCCGAUGAAGCUUGGUCUUACUGGCAGAGGAUUGGUGUCGUCACGGGUGGCAAAUAUGGAACCAGUGAUGGUUGCAAAGCCUACUCCAUCGCCCCCUGCGACCACCACGUCGAUGGUCCCCUAGAACCAUGUGGCGACGUUCAGAGUACCCCAACUUGCAAAUCGACCUGCGACGAGGGAACGAAUAUCGAAUAUGAACCUGACAAAAGAACUGGGUUAUCUUAUGCCAUCAAGAGCACCGAACACCAAAUUCAGUGGGAAAUUUUCCAUUUUGGACCAGUUGAAGCUGACUAUGACGUAUAUGAAGAUUUCUUGUCGUACAAGAGCGGUGUAUACCAACACGUCAGUGGAGAUUAUGCUGGUGGACACGCUGUGAAAAUCUUGGGUUGGGGAGUCGAAAAUGAUACUCCUUACUGGCUCAUUGCUAACUCUUGGAAUGAAGACUGGGGUGAUAAAGGUUACUUCAAAAUUCUGCGUGGCUCAAACGAAUGUAACAUCGAAUCUGAUAUUCUUGGUGGUACUCCUGAAUUUUAAAGUAUCAAUGAAAAUUGUUAAUAUUGGUCGAUUAUACUAGAGAUUUAUUGUAAUAAGUAUAUUAAAAUGUCUUUUUUCUAAUAGCAAGUAUUUGAAAUUGAAAAUAAAAAUAAAAAAAUAAAAAAGAAAA
This is a messenger RNA of Zophobas morio, 1173 nucleotides long. RefSeq names its product cathepsin B-like. Bases 33 to 1043 code for a protein of 336 amino acids. The record is from RefSeq and is a predicted model, not a curated record. The transcript has 4 exons. Gene Ontology annotation, molecular function: cysteine-type endopeptidase activity. Gene Ontology annotation, biological process: regulation of catalytic activity. Lineage: Eukaryota; Metazoa; Arthropoda; Insecta; Coleoptera; Tenebrionidae. Gene Ontology annotation, cellular component: lysosome.